This is a messenger RNA of Ipomoea triloba (trilobed morning glory), 698 nucleotides long. RefSeq names its product glucosamine 6-phosphate N-acetyltransferase-like. Gene Ontology annotation, biological process: UDP-N-acetylglucosamine biosynthetic process. The coding region runs from base 26 to 499 and encodes 157 amino acids. Gene Ontology annotation, cellular component: endoplasmic reticulum; endoplasmic reticulum-Golgi intermediate compartment; Golgi apparatus. Lineage: Eukaryota; Viridiplantae; Streptophyta; Magnoliopsida; Solanales; Convolvulaceae. The transcript has a single exon. Gene Ontology annotation, molecular function: monosaccharide binding; glucosamine 6-phosphate N-acetyltransferase activity. The record is from RefSeq and is a predicted model, not a curated record.
UGAUUAUAUUUGCAGUUAGAGAAAGAUGCAAGAUCUUAAUAAUGGCGGCGGGGCUGAAGUUUACCAGAUCAGAAAACUAGAGCUUUCCGACAAAGACAAGGGCUUCAUCGAACUGCUGAAGCAAUUAACCGUGUGCGAUUCUGUGAGCGACAAAGAUUUCCAGGGCCGGUUCGAGGAGCUCGCGAGAUUGGGCGACGACCAUCUGAUAUGCGUGAUCGAGGAUUCCCGGUCGGGGAAGAUCGUCGCAACCGGGAGCGUGUUCAUAGAGAGGAAAUUCAUCAGAAAUUGUGGGAAAGUAGGGCACAUUGAGGAUGUGGUGGUUGAUUCCAUGGCUCGUGGAUCGCAACUAGGGAAGAGAGUCGUUGAGUUUCUCACAAAUCAUGCUUCUUCCAUGGGGUGUUAUAAGGUCAUUCUUGACUGCUCUGAAGAUAAUAUCGCUUUCUAUGAGAAAUGUGGAUUCAAGAAGAAAGAAGUUCAGAUGGUGAAGUACUUCACCUGAUGACACUGAUAAUUUCAGAUUUUUGUUUUUUUUUUUUCAAGAAUGUUGAAACUUAAAAAGUACCUGCAAUGAACUUUUUCUGGUUGUUGCUUGCUUGCUUUCUGCAAAUCCUACAAAACAGAAAUGCCAUUAAUAGUUUUUCUUUUCCUCCAUUGUAUGAAAGAGAUAUCCCAAAAAAACAUGUCUUUGGUUGUUUCUA